This is a messenger RNA of Penicillium verrucosum, 834 nucleotides long. Its product is annotated as cleavage and polyadenylation specificity factor subunit 5. Gene Ontology annotation, molecular function: mRNA binding. Bases 1 to 834 code for a protein of 277 amino acids. NCBI's taxonomy places the organism in Eukaryota, Fungi, Ascomycota, Eurotiomycetes, Eurotiales, Aspergillaceae. Gene Ontology annotation, cellular component: mRNA cleavage factor complex. The record is from RefSeq and is a predicted model, not a curated record. The transcript is spliced from 4 exons.
AUGGCUACUACCACGCAGGAUAUCCCUGUCAGUGGACUUCCGCCCAUUGUCCCGAACGACUUCACCGCACAGCAGCCGGAAACCAUCCGCCUGUACCCCCUGUCGAACUACACCUUUGGCACCAAGGAAACACAACCAGAAGAGGACCCCUCGGUUCUGGCACGGCUAAAGCGACUCGAAGAACACUAUGGUCUCCAUGGAAUGCGACGCACUUGCGAGGGAAUCCUGGUGUGCCACGAACACAACCAUCCCCAUGUGCUGAUGUUGCAGAUUGCCAAUGCAUUCUUUAAGCUGCCAGGCGAUUAUCUGCACCACGAGGACGAUGAAAUUGAAGGCUUCAAGAAACGACUCAAUGAGCGCCUCGCACCUGUAGGAUCUCAGUUCUCCGGCGAAGGUGUUAACGAUGACUGGGAAAUUAGCGACACACUUGCACAAUGGUGGCGACCCAACUUUGAGACUUUUAUGUACCCGUUCCUUCCUGGGCAUGUCACGCGGCCCAAGGAGUGCAAGAAAUUGUACUUCAUUCGCCUCCCGAAGAAGAAGGUUCUCUCGGUCCCGAAGAACAUGAAACUUCUCGCUGUGCCGCUGUUCGAGCUGUAUGAUAACACUGCUCGCUAUGGCCCUCAACUUUCUGCUAUACCGCAUCUCCUCUCGCGAUACAACUUCGAGAUGGUUGAUGAGAACGACAACAUUGUUGCUGUGACUCCUGGCACCCCGCUGCCUCCUGGCUACACUAUCCCUACCAGGGUUCUUGCUAAUGGUGGUUCAGAUGACGGACAAGACACCGGUAUGACUGGUGUUGAGGAGGGAAUGAGGAUCGAAUCUCACCAGUAG